Cynara cardunculus var. scolymus (artichoke) is the source of this 580-nucleotide messenger RNA. RefSeq lists its product as uncharacterized. Bases 21 to 338 code for a protein of 105 amino acids. The record is from RefSeq and is a predicted model, not a curated record. NCBI's taxonomy places the organism in Eukaryota, Viridiplantae, Streptophyta, Magnoliopsida, Asterales, Asteraceae. The transcript is spliced from 2 exons.
AACAAGCAUCCAUUAGCUCAAUGAGGUCCCAAAUGCUUGUAUUCUUCUUCAUUCUCUUAUGUGCUCAAUGCAUUCUAUCUACAUUGGCUCUUGAAUCUAUAGAAGAUAAAGGGAAGGUUGGUUUGAAUGGAGACAGCUACAGUGGAAAAGACGGUUUGAAACGAGAUGAUUUGGUUUUGUCGAAGGCAAGUAAGGGGAAAGGUUCAUAUGGUGGCCAGAACGAUCGUCCUCCCACUACCAAGARCAGCAAAGCAAUCUCGAUGCUUGCAAAACCACCUGCUUUCAUGUCAAAUAUCAGUAUUUGUGCCAUCGUCCUCUCUGUGGUCUUUUAUUUUUGAUUUACAGUUUAUGGGUAUGUUUGAAGAUUGAAGACCGGUUUUUGUUUCUUUUUUGUGUUUGUUCGGCUUGUUUGGUUUAGUAAAAGUUAAAACUAAGAGUUGAUUUAGUAUACGAGCUUAGAAAAUGUUGUAUGUUUUUUAUUAGUUUGAUUUAAAAAAAUACUGAUGUAUAGGAGAUAAAACGUAUUGUAUUUUUAAGUAUAUUAUGGUUUUGAUUGAUAUAUUAUGUGAUACUUUAUACU